CAUGGCUCUCCCCGCAACUUCCUCGCUGACAUGCGCGCCCCAUUACCCCGGAAAAAGUUGGAACCCAGGAGCUGCUGACAAAUCCUAUCGGAUGCAAGCCGCCUCGUCCGACGCCCCAGCCGAGUCCUCACGGCGCAGCUACACAUUGCUCGGCGAGCACGUGCUGAUCCCAGCCAUCUCCAAGAACAACACGACCGGCUACAAGUGCGUGUCCUACCACAGUGGCAAAAACAAGUUCCAGGCGAGGGUGCAGACUGGCAGCAAGUUUGUCCACCUCGGCUACUUUGGCACCGCCAAAGAGGCGGCUACCGCCUACGCUCGCUCAGAGUACGGCCGCGCCGACGCCGCCAAGCUGCUGCAGCCUCGCGCGGCUCCCACUGCGGCUGGCGCUGAGGCGAUACGACAGGCGGCGAGGGAGGGCCUCACCCUCACCGCCAGCAGCAACAGCACUGGCUACAAAGGCGUCUGCUACCGCCCGAAGGAGCGAGGCAGCAAGAAGUACGAGCUGAAGGUGAGGGUGGGAGACAAGAUGGCCUUCCUCGGCUGCUUUGCCACCGCCGAGGAGGCGGCGCUCUUCUUCGCCCGCAGGGAGGCGGGCAGGGACACCAGCGACCACGCUGCACUGCCUCCACCGCCGCCACCGCCUGCGCCUUCUACUGCUGCUGGCACAGAGGCAAUCCAGCAGGCGGGGGGUGAGGUCGGAGAUUGAGGUGGAGGCGGCUGCCGCAGUUGCGGGCGUGUCCGUGGCUGCAGCUGCAGCUGAGCAGGCCCCUCAGUGCGUCAUUUGCUUCGACGACCUCAGCUCGCACCCGGAGGCGCGUCUGCAGUGCCGCGACCUGAACAGCUGGGGCGCCACGCGCUGCUGCAAGAGCCCCUUCCACUACCGCUGCCUGCACACAUGGCUCAACGACGAUAGCGAGGUCAAGACGAGCUGCGAAAUGGAGCCGAUCAACACGGCCUGCCCGGUCUGGGGGCGAGGCUCUCUGUCGAAGUAGCGUCGCGUAUGCUUCGUUAGCGAGAGCGACUCCCUUGGAGCUGGGAUUUUUUUGAGAGCGCCGUCCGUUGUUAACCCCUAAACGGCCUUGU
Emiliania huxleyi CCMP1516 is the source of this 1086-nucleotide messenger RNA. RefSeq lists its product as hypothetical. The transcript has a single exon. The annotation marks the transcript as partial. NCBI's taxonomy places the organism in Eukaryota, Haptophyta, Isochrysidales, Noelaerhabdaceae. Gene Ontology annotation, biological process: regulation of DNA-templated transcription. Gene Ontology annotation, molecular function: DNA-binding transcription factor activity; DNA binding. The record is from RefSeq and is a predicted model, not a curated record.